AUGAUAUGUUCAUUACUACCGCGUCCUCGUAAUGCGGCAUACGUUUCUCCCGAAACAAUCCUCGUUGCGAUCGAUAACUCUGCUUCUACUGCCAUGUCUAUGUCUACUCUGGCACAAGAUAAAAUCCUUACAGUUUCAUCAAGGACAGAAACAGAGCAUGGUACAUACGACUCGACGAUUCCAUUAAAGCAAAAGUUUCCUAAUUUGAUCCAUCACUUUCCUCGGCCUGCGCCUAAUGAAGAGGUUAUCGCAAGUACAAAGCUAGUUUUCGAAAAACUCCUAAAUGCUAAACUUGGUGUUGUUGAACAAGGUCAAAAAAAUAAGGACUCAAGGUUACCUUUGCACGAGGAUCCAAUGUUACCUCCAAGACAAAAGCUUGAAAAGAAUCGACCCGAAAGAAGAGAAACCUUGCCGGAACCAAUCCUUAAGCCAUUAUCGCAAAAUCUGAACAAACUAACCAAAGAAGAAAAAGAAAAGUGGAAUAUUCCAUCAGCAAUAUCCAACUGGAAGAAUAAUCUUGGUUUUACAAUUGGACUAGAAAAACGUAUGAUGGGGAAAAAAAGAGGUUAUGACGAAGAUGAGAUUAAUUUGGAGAAAUUCGGUGCAUUGAGCCAAGCAUUAAAUCAAGCAGAGGUUAAGGCAAGAGAAGAUAUCCAAAAGAGAAAUGAAAUAAGAUUUGAGCGGGAAAGGUUGGAACAAAGAGAAAGAGAGAAGAGAAUAAAUGAAAUCGCUUCAAGGAGUAAACGAAGACGUUACUAA
Messenger RNA from Lodderomyces oxycetoniae, 759 nucleotides. It is a transcript of the gene PRP45, whose product is annotated as mRNA splicing protein. Bases 1 to 759 code for a protein of 252 amino acids. The record is from RefSeq and is a predicted model, not a curated record. The transcript has a single exon. Gene Ontology annotation, biological process: mRNA splicing, via spliceosome. Lineage: Eukaryota; Fungi; Ascomycota; Pichiomycetes; Serinales; Debaryomycetaceae. Gene Ontology annotation, cellular component: spliceosomal complex.